Molecule: messenger RNA, 1883 nt
Organism: Sorex araneus (European shrew)
Lineage: Eukaryota; Metazoa; Chordata; Mammalia; Eulipotyphla; Soricidae
Gene: PTX3
Product: pentraxin 3
Exons: 3
Coding region: 112-1197 (361 amino acids)
Biological process (GO): innate immune response
Molecular function (GO): complement component C1q complex binding
Source: RefSeq, a predicted model, not a curated record
CUGACCCGCGUCCAAUUCAUCUCGGGUUGCGUGCGCAACGCCGCGGCGCCUCCCCCGGCCGGGCCGCCCCGCAUUUAUGGGGGCGCCGGCGCGCGCCGCGCACUCGGCGUCAUGGGUCUCCCGGGCGCGCUGCUGCUGUGCGCGCUGCCCCUGGCCGCGCUGGCCGGCCACGCCGGCGACUACGAGCUGCUCUACGUGGACCUGGACAACGAGAUCGACCACGGGCUCCCGCCCAGCGCGCCCCCCACGCCGUGCGACUGCGGCCGGGAGCCGUCGGCGUGGGACAAGCUGUUCACCAUGCUGGAGGACUCGCAGAUGCGCCAGAGCAUGCUGCUGCAGACCACGGAGCACGUCGCGCGCGCCGAACUGCCGCGGCUGCGGGCCGAGCUGGCGCGCCUGGCCGGCCGCCUGGGCCCCGCCGACGCCGCGCUGCCCGGCGCGCUGGCCGAGCUGCUGCAGGCCAGCCGGGACGCGGAACGCCGGCUGGCGCGCCUGGAGGCUGCGGGCGCUCUGGGCGCGGUGCUCGCCGAGCUGCGGGCCGCCCGCGCCGACCUCCGCGCGCUGCAGGCCCCCGCGGCCCGCCGCCGGCUGCCCGCAGGCUGUGAGACGGCCAUCCUCUUCCCCACGCGCUCCAGGAAGACCUUCGGCAGCGUGCACCCCGCCGCCCCGCUGAAGCUCGAGGCCUUCAGUGCCUGCCUGUGGGUCAAGGCCACCGACGUGCUCGACAGAACAGUGCUCUUCUCCUACGGCACACAGAGGAGCCCCCGCGAGCUGCAGCUCUACCUGGGGGCCGGCACCCUGGUGCUGCUGGUGGGCGGGGAGCAGGGCCAGCUGCGCGCCGAGACCCACGUGGCCCCCGGCGCCUGGAGCCACGUGUGCAGCAGCUGGAGCUCGUUGCGGGGGCAGGGGGCCCUGUGGGUGAAUGGGGCGCUGGCGGCCAGCGCUGUGGACCUGGCCCCGGGCCACGUGGUCCCCGAGGGCGGGCUGCUGCAGCUGGGCCACGGGAAGGACGGCGGCUCCGGCGAGGGGCUCGCCUUCGCGGGCUGGCUCACCGGCUUCGACCUCUGGGACCGGGUCCUGAGCCAGGAGGAGAUCCGUGCGGCGGGGGGUCCCGAGGCCUGCCGCGCCCAGGGGAACGUAGUGAGCUGGGGCGUCACGGAGAUCCAGCUGCACGGAGGGGCCCAGUACGUGGCCUGACCGCGGGUCCUGGCCGGGCCUGGCCACAGAGCCUCGUUCGUCUUGGCCGGCGUGGGGCCAGCAGCCGGCCAGCAGGAGGGCUGGGGGUCCGGACCCGCCGGCACGGUGCUUCCUGUGGACGGUCCAGCGAGGGCCUGGCUGUCCUCCUCUGUUAACUUUGUUUUGGCCUAGAUGGCUUUUACAGGGGGAGAACCAGAGAAUCACGUCGGCUGUCUCUGUUCAUGGCUGCCGGUAUGUGCCACAGAUACAUGUAUGUACAUGUGGACAUGGACAGUGAUGUAUUUAUACCCUGUGCUGUCACGAAGGCAAGUGUAGUUCAUUUGUUGUGAUCGAAUGUGACCUUCUUGGGGGGGGGAGAAGAUAGUUAAAUAAGUUAUAUUGUAAAAUGGUUUUGUAUUAAUUUUAUGGAGAAUAUUUUUAUAAAGCUCUACUGUAAAUAAAAUAUUUUAUAAAAUGUGUCCAUCAGGUUAGACGCAUACAAGGGGUCUGUGCUCUCUCUCCUUUCAGGAAAGCGAAGCAGCUGCCCUCACACGCCAGCUACUCAGCUGUCGUGGCUGAGUGUAAAUUGGGCGCCAGGAGCUGGGCUGGCUCCCACUGCCUCCCGGUGUCAGUUCCCUCCUCCAAGAAUCCGGGAGCUCAAGGAGGUGCUGCCCUCUGGUCUCUUCCAAAGCCAUGACCCUGUGGGC